Messenger RNA from Cyprinodon variegatus (sheepshead minnow), 4930 nucleotides. It is a transcript of the gene zbed4, whose product is annotated as zinc finger, BED-type containing 4. The coding region runs from base 352 to 4098 and encodes 1248 amino acids. Gene Ontology annotation, molecular function: protein dimerization activity; DNA binding. NCBI's taxonomy places the organism in Eukaryota, Metazoa, Chordata, Actinopteri, Cyprinodontiformes, Cyprinodontidae. The record is from RefSeq and is a predicted model, not a curated record. The transcript is spliced from 2 exons.
UUCCUUCCGUCCGACGUUGCGUGGAGCUGCCUCUCCGGCCGAACUAGCAAACCAGGAGACAAAAGCAACAAAGUGAACCCCCCUCCGGACCAAUCUAAUGUGUCACAUUUAACCGUUUACAAGCCGAAUCCCUCUGCUCGCACCGUCAGAGUGAAUAGUGGUGUGGAAAGAAGUAAAACUACUUUAGUUACAAAUGGAGAUGGACAAGCAGGCACUCAGGGUCAACGAAAGCAACACAUCCAAUACAACACCUCUUUGAGAAGCACCUUAUCAAUGACUAUACCUGAAGUAAAGUGACUUUACUCAGCUACGCAAACCCAAUUGAUUCACAGAAACCAUUGGGCUGCCACCAUGGACGGGGAGGAGGAUAUUCCUCACCUGAGUGAGGAUUUGUUCAGUGAACCUGAAGUGUCUGCAGAGAGUAAAAAAAGAGAGGCAAAAGGGACCUUCUUAAAAAUUGAGGGACAGGAAGGCUAUGUGUUCAAAUCCUACAGCAUUCAUCCUCAUUACCUCACAGAUGCAAAAUCCCCUAGUUGUUCUUCAACACUGGAUAAAGACUCCCUCCCUACUUUCCAUUUAUCUUCUCAGGUAGACAAACAGUUGGAGUUGGAGAAAGUAUGCGACAUAGAUUCAUCUUCCCAAAAUGCUGAAGGACAUAUGGGGAUUGAGAAGUAUGCAAAUGGCAGCGGGCUGAGUGAAAACGUCAAAGAUGAUGGCAAGGAUGCAAACGAAAUGGUAGAAGAAAUGCAAGAUGACAGGUUACCAUUUGGUGGAGCUAUUGGCCCCUUUCUAACUCGAGACUGUGAAGAAUAUAGUAGUUUAUUAAGUGGCUACACAAGCACCCUUUAUGAUGUUGCCAUGGAUGCCGUCACUCAGAGUCUUUUGUCAUCUAUGCGGGGUCAGGGCAGUCCCAGGAAAAAAUCGGCUGCAUGGAACCAUUUCUGCAUAUCACCACGGGACAAUACCAAAGCAAUCUGUUUAUACUGCAUGAAAGAGUUCAGUAGGGGCAAGAACGAAAAAGACCUCAGCACAAGUUGUUUGAUGAGGCACGUACGAAGGGCUCACCCCACUGUGCUUAUACAUGAGGGAGCAGAUGCAUCUUUAUCAAGCCUGCCUGUUUCUUUCCCCUCAUCAUCAAUACCUCCCUCCCCAAGCUCACCAAAAAAUGGAGAUUUAACAAAUAGCAUUCUUACUCCUGCCUCAAAGGAAACCUCUCCGUCCACAUCCUCAGCUGAAAAUUCAAGCCCAUCAUCCAAAGACGUGUUGCCCAAAGUCGAACUGAAACUAGAACCGAAACUAGAACCGAUUACUAAUGUCGACAUUGUUAGUAGCAACUUUCUACCCCUUCCAUCCUCACAUUCCAGCGACAACAAUGUCGAAGAUAUAUUAGAUGGAGGGUCUGAGUGCUUUUCUGGCACCCCAAAAGGCUCCAGUUCCCGCCGAAGGUCAGCCGUUUGGAAGCAUUUCUAUCUUUCCCCUGCUGACAGUUCAAAAGCUGUGUGUAUCCACUGCAUGAAUGAGUUCAGUAGGGGCAAAAACGGAAAGGAUCUCGGAACAAGCUGUCUCAUCCGCCACAUGUGGAGAGCCCACAAAGAGGUUGUGAUUGAGGAAAAUGGACAGGGCAACCACAUUCCGCCACCCUAUACGAAUCCUCCUUCAAUGACACCUCGCUCACAGCUACAGGAUGUAAUGGACAUAAAAAAAGAGCCACCCUUUCUUAUCUCAUCACCAGAAACCAUAUCGGACGACCUACCCCAAAGCAUAGAAGAAAGCAUGGACAUUAAGGAGGAGCGUGAAGAGCAUCUCUCAGGGCAGGAUUAUUUUAACUUCUUCAAAACUCAGGGGGAUGAUAAACCACUAACUUCCACACCAUCUGACCUCUCUGAAGGCCCCAGCUUCAUGCAGGAUCGUUUGGUUUUCCAGCAGAAUAAGAAGAUUAUGAAACGGGUGAAAUCUGAAGUUUGGCACCAUUUCAUAGUGUCACCAGUUGACCAGUUGAAAGCACUGUGCCGUUACUGCCCUUGUGUCAUUAGUCGAGGCAAGCGGGGCGAGUUUGGGACAAGCUGCCUGAUGAGGCAUCUCGUGAGGCGUCACCCAGACAUUAUGAAAAACCAAAAAUGCCUCGACGAGAAGAAAUAUUCCCCUCAACCUUACGAGCCCCUCACCUCAAAUUCAGUUUCAGCCAAAGAAACUGACGGUCCUGAGAAAAAACCCCAACUCGUGCCAGUUUUCAGCAAAAAGACAUCAAAACUGUGGAAUCAUUUUUCCAUUUCCGUCUCUGAUCCCACCAAGGUGGUCUGUUUGCACUGUAGCCGUACAAUUAGCAGGGGGAAAAAGACUACGAACCUCGGCACAAGCUGCCUCCUCAGGCACAUGCAAAGGUUCCAUGAACAUUUCCUUGAGCGUAACAGUGCUAUCUCAGGUGAGGUGCCGUCUGCUGAAAUUCGCGUUAAACAAGAGGUGGUGGAAACCCCCUUUUAUCAGCCAGAGCAAAACUGUGAGAGAUUUGAUGAAAACCAUCCUGUUGCCAAAAAGAUCACCAGGCUUAUAGCGGAAAUGCUCGCACUGGAUCUUCAGCCAUCAGCCAUGGUAGAGAAUUCUGGACUUUACAGACUGUUAGAAUUCCUCAAGCCUCAGUAUUCGCUACCACCUUCUUCUUAUUUUACCAGCACUGCCAUACCAGAAAUCUAUGAAAAGGUGAAAGAUGUUGUGCUGACCCAUCUAAAAGAGGCUGAAGGCGGGGUUGUCCACUUCACAACGAGUAUUUGGGUCAGCAGCCAGACGAGGGAAUACCUGACCCUUACCGCCCACUGGGCAACGUAUGAGUCAAGUAUCAGACCUCAAGGUCACGACUUCCACUGUUCUGCUCUCCUAAGUGUCUCACAAAUAGAUUGUGAUCAAGAUAUGCACGACAUCCCAAAGCAGCUCGAGUACCUGUGGGAUUCCUGGAUCACUUCACCGGGGCUGAAGAAGGGGAUCACCUUAACAGAUAAUGCCGCCAUCAAAAAUACCCUUGAGGAGCACGGCCAUGUUACUGUGGAGUGCUUUGGCCACACUAUAGACCUCAUUGUAAGUGAAGCCAUAAAAAGCCAGAGAAUGGUUCAAAACCUUCUGAGCAUGGCUAGAAAGAUCUGCGAACGGAUCCACCGUUCGGCGACAGCAAAGGAAAAACUGGCAGAGCUUCAGAAGGUUCACCAGCUGCCGGAGAACCAGCUGAUCCAGGACGUCCCAUCCAAGUGGAGGACGUCCUAUUUCAUGCUGGAACGGCUGGUGGAGCAGAAGUUGGCCAUUGAUGAGUUGUCGAUAGAGUGCAAUUUUAGGGAGAUAAUCAGCUGUGACCAGUGGGAGGUGAUGCUGUCUGUCUGUAAUGCAUUGAAACCGUUUGAGGUCGCCUACACAGAGCUGAGUAACCGCACUGCCUCUCUGGGACAGGUCAUACCACUCAUUCACAUCCUUAACAGGAAAAUAGAUCUCCUAUUUGAUGAAACUGUGGGCAUAGACAAUAUGCUGAUGUCUCUAAAGGAAGCAAUGAUGAGCAGGAUGUCGGAAACUCUGCAUGACCCGCGUUACACCUGGGCCACCAUGUUGGACCCUAGAUACAAAACGUCAUUGUUCACAGAAGAAGAAGCUGAACGUUGCAAACAAGAUCUGAUCCAGGAGCUAGACUCGUCCUCUUCUACCUCAGUUCCAGUUAACUCUGUCCUGUCCAACGGCUGCAGCGAGGACACAGUUUCCUCUGAAAUCCCGCAUUCAAACAGAGACAACCUCUGGUCCUUGAUUCCUGAAGUCAGGCAAAACACAAGAGAAGAGAAGACCAAGUCCUCAGAGCUGGCAGUGCUGGAGUAUUUGGAGGAGGACAUUUUAGAUCAAGGCUGUGACCCCUUGGACUAUUGGAACCUGAAGAAGUUCCUGUGGCCUGAUCUCGCCAAAGUAGCCGCCCGUUACGUGGGCUGCCCUCCCAGCAUUGUCCCAGCUGAGACACUGUUCAGCACUGCCAGCAUGAACUGUGCUCUAAACCAGCCCAGGCCCAUGCUGGACAACUUAGAAGGACUGUUGUUUCUUAAGGUCAAUCUCCCUUUGAUCUAUUUUAAGUACUGAACAUUGUUGAGCAUUAACUUGAAAACCGUUCUAUCAAGGACCAAGUUGCAUAGCUGUGAAACGGGUGGGGUUAUGUGGAGCUAAUUGUAAGAUAGAGACUUAUACACUGAUUCUUAAUGCAAAGGCCAGAUUGAGGGUUUCUUGUGUUGUGUACUACUGUUAAACACUUGGAGCUGUUAUGAUGAAAUGUCUCAGUGAGAAGUGUAUCAGGGAGGGAGGGGAUUGGCUUUUUUGUUUUGUUUAUUUUUUUAAUAGUUGUAGGGGGUUGGUAAUGAUGUGUUUGCUAGUAACCUUUCUUUGUUUUGUUUUUUGUCCGUCUACUCUCUCCUUGUGCCUUAACCAAAACUACUUCUGGUCAAAUGUUGUAAAUAUUAUAGAAAUGUGCAGAUUGCAUCAGGAUAAUUUUUCUUCUUAGGAAUUUAAGAUACAAAGAUUUUUUUUUUCCGUAUGAAAACAUGGCCCAAAAGAAUAAAUGCUGUGACUGAAAGACAUAAGUUAACGCUAUUUAAUUUUUCUCUGUAAAUUUGAGGCGCACGGUACUGUCACUUAGAAAUAGUCUUUUUCUUAUUUUUACUCGCUGAAAUGUUUUUAAUGAGAUGUAUCAUGGUGUUGUAUUUUCAGAAUAGGAUGGGUUCUUUGGAAUAUACCAAUUGUCUCUUAAGCACAAUUUAAGUUUAUUUCCAGGGGGUUAAAUUAUGGGUUUAUUAUUGAUUAACUGUACUGUACAUUUUAUAAGAAAUGGAAUUCUGAACCUAAUUUGAUAAACCUUUUAGCAUUCAGACUGGAAAAAUCAAAAUUUUGUGGUCAUUUGUAAAUAAAGGUUUUACUUAAA